Mytilinidion resinicola is the source of this 1478-nucleotide messenger RNA. RefSeq names its product D-amino-acid oxidase. Bases 320 to 1249 code for a protein of 309 amino acids. The transcript is spliced from 5 exons. NCBI's taxonomy places the organism in Eukaryota, Fungi, Ascomycota, Dothideomycetes, Mytilinidiales, Mytilinidiaceae. The record is from RefSeq and is a predicted model, not a curated record. Gene Ontology annotation, molecular function: D-amino-acid oxidase activity; FAD binding.
UUCCUCACCAAGCAAUUUGUCCAGGACAUCAAUCGUAUGCAUGUGAGGUCUUGACCCUGUUGCUGCCACUCCCGAGACUUUGAGAGGUGCCUUAGAAGUCGAAUAUAAUUUCGCAUUCCUGGUAUUCUUUCAGCAAAAGACAAGAGCAGGACUCAUCAUGGCACAGAAGAAUAUUGUUGUGAUAGGUGCUGGAGUCGCAGGAUUGACGACGGCAUUGCUCUUGUCGAAAAAUCCUCGAUACCGAAUCGUAGUAGCUGCCAAGCAUAUGCCUGGUGACUACGAUAUCGAAUAUGCAUCACCCUGGGCGGGAGCAAACUAUAUGCCUGUCUCAGUUCGUGGUACUAAGGCAGCAGAGUGGGAUAAGAACACAUGGUCUCCCCUAGAGGAUCUAGCACGGAACCACCCUGAGGCUGGCGUGCACUUCCAAGAAUGUGAAAUCUACAGUCGUUCCAAAGACGUCGGUUCUGCAACAGCAGACUGGUUUGCCGAAUUAUUAUCACCAAAUCCAUGGUUCAAGGAUGUCGUGCCGAAUUUCCGUUCGCUUCCCAAGCAAAGUCUGAGUUCUGAAAUCGAUUCUGCAACAGCUUUCACCUCUGUUUGCAUCAACACCGCCAUAUAUCUUCCUUGGCUCGUCUCACAGUGUCUCAAAAACGGAGUCACUUUUAAACGCGCUGUUUUCAAGCACAUUUCAGAAGCCUCAUUGCCCUCAACUCAUCCUUCAAGCAAGGUCGAUCUCGUGGUCAAUUGCACCGGCCUCAUGGCAAGUACGCUCGGCGGCGUUGAGGACAAGUCCGUUGUACCCGCCCGAGGCCAGAUUGUGAUCGUCCGCAAUGUGGCUGACAGGAUGGCUGAUGUGUCCGGAACCGACGAUGGAGAUGGCGAGGCAUGCUAUGUCAUGACAAGAGCUGCCGGCGGGGGCACGAUCCUGGGCGGGUCCUACCAGAAAGGAAAUUGGGAGUCACAGGUGGACCCCAAUCUGGCCAUUAGAAUCAUGAAGAGAGCAGUGAAACUGUGUCCUGAGCUGACAGGGGGAAAUGGAAUCGAGCAUCUCGACAUAAUCAGACACGGCGUGGGAUUAAGACCUGUUCGAGAAGGCGGAACGAGAAUCGAAAAGGAGCGCAUAGAAGACGUGUUGGUGGUACACAACUAUGGCGCUGGUGGAGCCGGAUAUCAGUCUUCCUAUGGAUGCGCGCAGGCUGCCGUGGCAUUGAUUGAGGAGGCAUUCUCGCCAACACGCGCCCGUUUGUAAAGGCCGUAAGCAAAACUAAAACGCGUAGGAUCAUCUUUCUUACAAAAUACGCGAUUGAGCUUUUGGUUCCGUAUGAGGAUUGAGUGGCUCGAGCAAUGGGAACGUGUAAAUUUCGGCGAUGUGAUAGUAAGGUUGGAGAUGAAAAGAACGUUGAUAUCGACCCCAGAGUCUGUACCCAGAGUACGAUGCAGCUUAGUCACAGUUUAUGGCGAUGAAGCUAACCUAAAUG